GCGCCGCCCGCUCCUUAUCCGCUAUCUCCCACCCCGCGGCGCGGGCGCGCGGGGGAUCGUCGCCGAUGCUGCCGAGGAGGGCCGUCAUCAUGGCGCACACGCUCGCGGCCGCGCUGGCUCUCGCGGCCAUGUGGCGCUCACGUGGCGCCCUCCUCGCGUGCUCCGCCGCUGACCUCGCGCACGUGCCCGUCUCGAGGAGGGUGCGGGGCGGGUACCUGAUGACAGAGCAGCGGCUGCAGCGGCUCCGCUCCAAAGACAAUCUCAGUACCAGCCGCCGCGACGCCACCAUCGGAGCCCCGGGCGCUGCGCUUCCAGGGAGAGAAAUGGCCGCCUCCGCCGACGCCGACGCCGGCGCGGGGCUCAGGUCGGAGUUCCUCCAGGUCCUGCUCAGCCGCCGCCGUGACCUCCAAGUGCCUCUCUCUGUGGAGAAAGGGAGUCCAGUGAGGAACCCGAUAUACCAAAAACCUCCCGGGCCCAUGGAGGCGGUGCCAAUGGAAUCGUGCCCGAGGAAAGAGGUAGAGAACUUCAAGGAAAAGCUAGUUGAAGAAAAUUUCUACUUAGUUACUGAGCUAGGUGAACAAGGACGUGUACCUGUGCUGCUGCUGAAACUUAAUGACCCUGUCCCUAAAAGAAAACCAAUUAUUGUAUUCUUGCACAGCUCUUACAAAUGCAAAGAAUGGCUGCGUCCACUGCUUGAGGCAUAUGCCUCCAGGGGCUACAUUUGUGUUGCUAUUGACUCUCGCUAUCAUGGUGAACGGGCCAGCAAUGAGACCACUUACAUAGAUGCACUGAAAUCAGCUUGGCGGAAUGGGGAUACAAUGCCUUUUAUUUUCGACACGGUGUGGGACUUGAUAAAGCUUGGAGACCACCUUAGCGAGAGGGAGGAUGUUGAUCCCUGUAGGAUUGGGAUUACUGGUGAAUCACUUGGAGGAAUGCAUGCAUGGUUCGCUGCUUUUGUGGACACACGGUAUAGUGUCACUGUUCCUAUAAUUGGUGUUCAGGGAUUCCGAUGGGCCAUUGAUAAUAACAUGUGGCAAGCUAGAGUGAAUAGCAUCAAACCUUUAUUUGAAGAAGCAAGAAUUGAUCUAGGAAAGAGCGAAAUAGAUACAGAAGUUGUUGAAAAGGUUUGGGAAAAGAUAGCACCGGGUCUGGACUCUCAAUUUGAUGCCCCCUAUUCACUUCCUUUAAUUGCACCACGGCCAUUACUCCUUCUAAACGGUGCUGAAGAUCCUCGAUGCCCCAUUGCUGGUUUAGAAGAAACUAGUUCAAGAGCUGCUAAGGCUUAUGAAGAAUCUGGUUCUGCAGAGAAGUUCAUGUUCAUUGCAGAGCCUAGAAUUGGCCAUCAAAUGACAGUAAACAUGGUGAAGAAAGCGAGUGAUUGGUUUGAUCGCUUCCUCAAGUGAGUCCCGCAUGAAUGCUGCAAGCAAUUGUCAUUUGUCACCUCAUCCUCUACAAUACUUGGCAACACAGUAUCACAACACUACCCCCUUAAUAAUUUUUCUUUCUCGAUCACAUUUUGCUGAAUGUGACUGGCAUUAAUACAAGUUCAAUAAUGUCACUCCGUUUGUACUAGUAUACCUUGGUUAUUGCCAGCCGGAUAAAUAUGAAAAAAGGGUGCCAACACAUUAUCAUUAACUCAUUGGACAGAGAA
This is a messenger RNA of Panicum hallii, 1651 nucleotides long. Its product is annotated as putative esterase YitV. The transcript has 13 exons. Gene Ontology annotation, molecular function: serine-type peptidase activity. The record is from RefSeq and is a predicted model, not a curated record. NCBI's taxonomy places the organism in Eukaryota, Viridiplantae, Streptophyta, Magnoliopsida, Poales, Poaceae. Bases 66 to 1403 code for a protein of 445 amino acids. Gene Ontology annotation, biological process: proteolysis.